Messenger RNA from Colius striatus (speckled mousebird), 1197 nucleotides. RefSeq lists its product as uncharacterized. NCBI's taxonomy places the organism in Eukaryota, Metazoa, Chordata, Aves, Coliiformes, Coliidae. Bases 1 to 1167 code for a protein of 388 amino acids. The transcript has 2 exons. The record is from RefSeq and is a predicted model, not a curated record.
AUGGCUGAUGCUGCACAGGUCUGGCUUUUCCUUCCAUCCCUUCUCAGGCUCUCCUGGGAACCUCCUGCACUCUUCCCUGCCAGGAGCCAGGGACUCCUGCUCCUGGGGAGAGGGUUUGCCCAAGGGGUGCUGGAAUGCUUGUGUCUGCCUUGGGGUGGUUUGGAACAAAUCAGCUGUGGCUGCACUCAUCAGGGGCUCCUUUGCUGGCCCCAUGGCCACCAGGACACCUUUCUCUUUGUGGAGUGGGCAAGGUGCAGAGUGGGGUUGGGGGUUGUAACUCCAGGAGAGGCUGUGCUGCCAUCACCAUCCCAGCCCUGUGUGACCUGGCAGUGGCUGCACAACCUCCCUGGCUGUUGUUCUGCCUGUGCCAGCCCCUGUGUGAGCUGGCUGAUGCUGGCAGUGGCUGUACAACCUCCCUGGGUGUUGUUCUGCCUGUGCCAGCCCUGUGUGAGCUGGCUGAUGCUGGCAGUGGCUGUACAACCUCCCUGGGUGUUGUUCUGCCUGUGCCAGCCCUGUGUGACCUGGCUGAUGCUGGCAGUGGCUGUACAACCUCCCUGGGUGUUGUUCUGCCUGUGCCAGCCCUGUGUGAGCUGGUUGAUGCUGGCAGUGGCUGUACAACCUCCCUGGGUGUUGUUCUGCCUGUGCCAGCCCUGUGUGACCUGGCUGAUGCUGGCAGUGGCUGUACAACCUCCCUGGGUGUUGUUCUGCCUGUGCCAGCCCUGUGUGAGCUGGCUGAUGCUGGCAGUGGCUGUACAACCUCCCUGGGUGUUGCUCUGCCUGUGCCAGCCCCUGUGUGACCUGGCUGAUGCUGGCAGUGGCUGUACAACCUCCCUGGGUGUUGUUCUGCCUGUGCCAGCCCUGUGUGAGCUGGCUGAUGCUGGCAGUGGCUGUACAACCUCCCUGGGUGUUGUUCUGCCUGUGCCAGCCCUGUGUGAGCUGGCUGAUGCUGGCAGUGGCUGUACAACCUCCCUGGGUGUUGUUCUGCCUGUGCCAGCCCUGUGUGAGCUGGUUGAUGCUGGCAGUGGCUGUACAACCUCCCUGGGUGUUGUUCUGCCUGUGCCAGCCCUGUGUGAGCUGGCUGGGUGCUGGCAGUGGCUGUCCAACCUCCCUGGGUGUUGUUCUGCCUGUGCCAGCCACGUUGUAAAUAGACCCGAAUCCUAUAUAUAAAUAUAUAUAUAUAUAAUUUUUUACAUGUUA